AGAUGUCCGGCUGCUUUUUCGCUUUCCUUCCUGAGCCAGCUGGCGCAUGGCCAUGGCCGCCUCCUCCGCCUCCUCCUCCUCCCCACUCCUCUUCCAUUUCGCCCCGGUCCGGUUCGCCGCCGCUCCGGUCCACCUCCCGGUCCGGUUCACCCCCCCGAACCGCCCCUCCUCUGCCGCCGCCGGCGCCGCCGCUCGCCGGAACCCUAUCCGGCCGGUGUCCUCCUCCGCCGCCGCCGCCGGCGCCUUCGCUACUCCGCUCAUCUCCCCCCACGACCAAUGGGGCACGUGGGCCGCCGCCUUCGCCGCCGCCGCCUUCGGGAUAUGGUCGGAGAGGACCAAGCUGGGGAGCACAUUGAGUGGCGCGCUGGUGAGCACGCUGGUGGGCCUGGCAGCCAGCAGUGCUGGGAUCAUCCCCGCCGACGCUCCGGCAUACGGAGUGGUGUUGGAGUAUUUGCUGCUGUUGGCCGUACCGUUGCUCCUCUUCAAUGCCGACCUUCGCCGGGUGGUCCGGUCCACCGGAGCCAUGCUCUUGGCCUUUCUGAUCGGAUCGGUUGCAACGAUAAUUGGCACGGUCGUCGCGUAUUUAUUGAUACCGAUGAGAUCGCUAGGACAAGACAGUUGGAAGAUUGCAGCAGCACUCAUGAGUAGUUACAUCGGAGGAACCGUCAAUUUCGUUGCCGUCUCAGAAGCUCUUGGCGUUUCUCCAUCAGUUUUAGCGGCAGGGGUGGCUGUCGACAACGUCAUCUGCGCGGUAUAUUUCACAUUACUUUUUGCUUUAGCAUCUAAAGUACCACCAGAAGCUACAACUUCCACUGCAGGUGUUCAACUGGAUUCUGAAUCUAAGAGAGAAAACAAGUUACCUGUACUAGAAAGCGCUACGGCGAUCGCUGUAUCCUUCGCAAUCUGCAAAGUAGCUGCAUAUAUAACUAAUAAGUUGGGCACUCAGGGAGGGAUUCUCCCCUGCGUUACGGCUAUUGUGGUCGCCAUGGCGACCUUGUUUCCUUCACAGAUUGGAGCCCUCGCCCCUGCCGGUGAGGCCAUGGCUUUGAUUCUUAUGCAGGUGUUCUUCGCGGUGGUGGGAGCAAACGGUAGCAUUUCAAACGCGCUCACGACGGCGCCGAGCAUCUUCUUAUUCGCGUCGGUGCAAGUGCUGGUCCAUCUUCUAGUGAUCCUAGGAGUCGGACGGCUCCUUCGGUUCGAUCUCAAGUUACUUCUCAUAGCUUCAAAUGCCAACAUCGGCGGCCCGACAACAGCUUGUGCAAUGGCGACCGCGAAAGGCUGGAGUUCCAUGAUCAUUCCCGGUAUCCUCGCAGGCAUCUUCGGAAUCGCCAUCGCGACGUUUCUGGGAAUAGGCUUUGGAUUGUUCGUUCUGAGACAUAUUUAAUGGUUUGCGAGUUUGGUUGCAAAUAGAAAUUUUGUGCAUUCCUAUUGACAUAUCAUCUUGCAAUGUAAUGCCAUAGCUUAUUUGUGCAUAAAACUUACACUGUCUAAUCAGUAUUCGAGAUACCUACCAACUGUGCUAUAGGAUAAUCUUCAAACGAACAUGUAAUGUUGAUGUCUAACUUGCGUAAAAGUAUAAGAUUUUGUUUUUCUUUUUCGCUUUGUUUCAA
Ananas comosus (pineapple) is the source of this 1610-nucleotide messenger RNA. RefSeq lists its product as uncharacterized. The record is from RefSeq and is a predicted model, not a curated record. The transcript has 6 exons. NCBI's taxonomy places the organism in Eukaryota, Viridiplantae, Streptophyta, Magnoliopsida, Poales, Bromeliaceae. Bases 47 to 1384 code for a protein of 445 amino acids.